Molecule: messenger RNA, 2123 nt
Organism: Chelonia mydas (Green sea turtle)
Lineage: Eukaryota; Metazoa; Chordata; Testudines; Cheloniidae
Product: protein DGCR6
Exons: 4
Coding region: 374-1045 (223 amino acids)
Source: RefSeq, a predicted model, not a curated record
ACACGAGCAGCCCCGCGUUGUCCCCAGAGCGCUCCCGCGGCGUCCGUCCGUCCGCCCGGCAUGGAGCGCUGCGGGCCCGGGCUCGGCUACGAGGAGCCGGCGGAGCGGGCCCGGCAGCAGGAGCGGCACUACCAGCUGCUGUCCGAGCUGCAGGCGCUGGUGAAGGGGCUGCCCAGGUGAGGGGGGCGCCGGGCCUGAGCCCCCCGCCUCAUGGACACCCGCUAUCGCGAUCGGAAACCCCCCUCCCCGCCGCGCGUGUCGAGCCCAGUCCGGCCAGGCCCGCGGCUGAGCUCUCUGGACGCGGGGCCGUGGGGGGCGGGGGGCAGCGGCCCGGUAGCUGACCAGCCCCCGGGGGGAGCGGGGCUGUGCGGGAAUGCAGCCUCACGCCCCCUCUGCUCUGCCCUCCGGCCGGGCCGCUCCCUGCGGGGAGCUCGCCCUGGUUUCCAGCACAGGGGACUCUCUAGGGGGCUGCCCCACACCCCGGCUUUCCGGGCUCGCCCUGGGCGCUGUCCGCUCCACCCCCGACCCCGCACCCCUUUCCUCGCCCUUUCUCCGCAGCUCCUGCCAGCAGCGUUUAUCGUACACCAUCCUCAGUGACCUGGCGCUGGCACUUAUCGAUGGCACCGUCUUCGAGAUCGUCCAGGGGCUGCUUGAGAUCCAGCACCUGACGGAAAAAAACCUUUACAACCAACGGCUGAAGCUGCACAGCGAGCACCGCGUGCUCAAGCAAGAAAUGUUCCACAGACACAAAGAGGCCCAGCAAUCCUGCAAACCUCACAACCUGUCCGUUCUCAAAGCAGCUCAGCAGAGGGAGCUGGAGGCUGUGGAGCAGCGCAUUCGAGAGGAACAGCGACUGAUGGAUGAGAAAAUAGUCUUGGAACUGGACCAAAAAGUAGUUGACCAGCAGAGCACCCUGGAGAAAGCUGGAGUGUCUGGAUUUUACAUCACCACAAACCCACAGGAGCUGACUUUACAGAUUAACUUGUUAGAGCUGAUACGGAAGUUGCAGCAGAAGGAAUUGCAACCAGAGAAGGCUUUCCCCUGAGUAGGGCACAGCUCCUCUUUGUCCAGAAUCUCCCUCUGAACGUCACACUGAAGAACAGGCUACUUACAUCAUUUGCUCUGUAACAUUGGAGAGAAGCCACUGGUCACCAAGUGUAGAAGAAACAACUAAAAUUGUUAGAUUCCUUUUCUUCGGGGGCCAUGAAGAGCAGAGGGGGCAAGUAGAGAGCAUUGUGCUUCUUUUAUACCCUGCACCCCUCAGCGCAUGGCAUCCACUCUGAUUCCCCAUAUGUUCACUACCCAGCUCCUCACGUACAGCUGUUGAGGAAUAACUUGUGGUCUCUGAAUAAGAAAAUUAAGUUCUUUAGUGACCAAUGCAGUGUCCAUCCAGCCCAGAGUCCACGCUCUUGGGUGAUAUGAUCUGUGGAAAAUGUGCCCACAAGACCAGACACAGAGUUUCUGGGCACUUGGAAGGUAUGUGUAAGGCACAGGAUUUCUCAAGGAGACCAGUAAUCCUCUUCCAUGUGCAGCGUUGGCAUGGCUUUACUAACACACCAGAGACCAGACCAUGCUCGAUAUGAUCUUGGCAGCCAGUUAGUGCCGUGGAGGUGUUUUCAGAGUGCCCAGCUGAGUGGGUCCUUCUGGAGAGCAGGCAAAGGGCUGCAACAUCUUCGUGACGUGUAUGUGUGAGUGGAUCAAUCUGGAGUAGUGAGCAGUAUUUGCUGCUCCAUCUCAAAUGCAGCCUUGCCUUGCUACUGUGAGGGGGUGCAUGUGUUGCAGAUAAAGAACUGCAAAUGAUGGGAUGGCAUUUAACAGCUUCUGGUAUCAAAGGCAGGAACUGGUCUUUUUAAAAGCAGACAUCUGUCUGGAGUAAGCUCUCCUUCCCAAAGCAGCCUCUUGGCAGAUAACGACACAGAUUCCCUUCGUUGUGAGUUGCCACUUCUCUUCUCCCACCUGAAGGAGAAAGCCAAGCCUGUGCCUGCCUACUCUGGGGCUGUGAAGGCAGAUGUGCACUUUGUCUGAGAGGAGCCUGUUGGGGAUGCUAAGGGUUAUGUUACUGCAUGCUACUUUAAAAUGCCAGCCUCAUAAUGUUUAGAAAUAAAUAAUUCAUCUGCAAUUCA